CACAAACAAACAAACAAAAAGAGCGAGAGAGAGAGAUGGGGAAGGUGAGUUGGCUUCUUAAAUUUCUGAACCAUGCCAACAAUCAAGAAAGUGUGGAGAAUCUUGACAAAAACGGUGUCGUAAAGGCCUCAAGCAGUGGUUUUAAGAUGCCGUUGCAUUACCCAAGAUACACAAAGGAGGAUUACGAGGAGAUGGAAGAGUGGAGAUUGGAUUUGCUUCUUUCAGACUAUGGACUUCUUGCUUUCCAUGACAAUACUCUCCAUGAGAAGCGAGCUUUUGCGAUCGACACUUUUCUAUGGCCUCAUCACCCAUAAUUUCAUCUCCUUCAUUUAUCUUCUUUAUAUUUCUUAUGAAUAACGGAGAUUGUAGAGAUACAAGAUUGGAAGAGAUGAACGAAACCGGGAUACCAAUCUACCGAAGAUAUAUAUCAUAAGAAGAUUUUAAUGUAUCUCUAGUUAUUUGAUUUCAUAUUCUCUUUAGUUUUCAUUAGAUCUAUCUAUGUUGUCUAUAUAAGUUUGGCUUUGGAUUUUGCAUAUAUGAAUCUUCAAUUCAAUAAAAUGUAGUUUUACCG
Arabidopsis arenosa is the source of this 571-nucleotide messenger RNA. Lineage: Eukaryota; Viridiplantae; Streptophyta; Magnoliopsida; Brassicales; Brassicaceae. The record is from the annotation of a GenBank genome assembly.